AUGCCGCAGCCGCUGCUGCCAGCGCUUCCUCCUCAGUCUUCGCCGUGCGCUGCUGGUUCCUACGGCCCGAGCGGCGGGGAGGUGAAACAGGAGCCUGUCGGAGGAAGAGGAAGAAGGGGGUGGAGAGUCGCCCCCUCCUCGCAGCCGCGUCGCCGCCCCCGUCUAGCUCUCCCCACCCAGUGCAGUGGCCGCCGCCUCUUCCGCCGCCGGGCUCUGGGCCUCCGCACCGACAACAUGGAGGCUGUGAAAACCUUCAAUAGCGAGUUGUAUUCCCUGAAUGACUACAAGCCACCCAUUUCUAAAGCGAAAAUGACGCAAAUUACUAAAGCAGCCAUCAAAGCUAUUAAGUUCUAUAAACAUGUGGUACAGAGUGUUGAGAAAUUCAUUCAGAAAUGUAAACCAGAAUACAAGGUACCUGGACUUUAUGUUAUUGACUCUAUUGUACGACAAUCUCGACAUCAGUUUGGUCAAGAAAAGGAUGUGUUCGCACCCAGAUUUAGUAAUAACAUCAUUAGCACUUUCCAGAAUUUAUAUCGUUGCCCUGGAGACGACAAGAGUAAAAUAGUGAGAGUAUUAAACUUAUGGCAGAAGAAUAAUGUAUUUAAAAGUGAGAUUAUUCAACCUCUUUUGGAUAUGGCAGCGGGGAUUCCUCCUCCAGUUGUCACACCUGUUUUGGCCAGUACUACUGCUGCUAUGAGCAAUACCCCAGGAACUCCUGUGACACCUGUUACUCCAGCCAAUGUGGUCCAAGGUUUACCUGAUCCGUGGGUGUCUCAGAUAACAAAUACAGAUACCCUUGCAGCUGUAGCUCAGAUCUUACAAAGUCCUCAAGGCCAACAGCUUCAGCAGUUAAUACAGACUUUACAGAUACAGCAGCAGAAGCCUCAGCCUUCCAUCUUGCAAGCCCUGGACGCCGGCCUUGUGGUCCAGCUGCAGGCUCUUACAGCACAGCUCACAGCAGCGGCUGCAGCAGCCAGCACCCUUAAUCCCCUAGAACAGGGAGUGUCUUUUAACAAGAAGUUGAUGGAUAGGUUUGAUUUUGGGGAAGAUUCUGAGCAUAGUGAAGAACCCAAAAAGGAAAUUCCAGCUUCUCAACUUUCUCAUGUUUCAGAAUCUGUGAACAAUUCCAUCUUUCAUCAGAUAGCAGAACAGCUACAGCAGCAAAAUCUUGAACAUCUCAGACAGCAACUCCUGGAACAGCAACAGCCUCAAAAGGCAACUCCUCAGGAUAGUCAAGAAGGAACAUUUGGGUCAGAGCAUUCCGUGUCACCAUCACAAGGGAGCAGUCAACAGCAUUUCCUUGAACCUGAAGCAAAUUUGGAUGAUUCCAUAGAUAUUCAGCAGCAGGAUAUGGAUAUAGAUGAAGGGCAAGAUGGAGUGGAAGAGGAGAUCUUUGAACAGGAAGCAAAGAAAGUGGCUGUUCGCUCAAGAUCAAGAACGCAUUCACGAUCUCGUUCAAGAUCACCAAGAAAACGAAGGUCUAGGUCACGAUCUGGUUCUCGAAAGCGUAAACACAGAAAGCGAUCACGCUCUCGCUCUAGAGAAAGAAAAAGGAAAUCAUCACGUUCAUACUCAAGUGAAAGAAGAGCUAGAGAAAGGGAGAAAGAACGACAGAAGAAAGGAUUGCCUCCAAUUAGAUCUAAAACAUUAAGUGUAUGUAGUACUACUCUGUGGGUUGGUCAGGUAGACAAGAAGGCAACCCAGCAAGAUUUAACCAACCUGUUUGAAGAGUUUGGACAGAUUGAAUCCAUUAAUAUGAUUCCUCCCAGGGGCUGUGCUUAUGUCUGCAUGGUUCAUCGACAAGAUGCAUUUCGGGCUCUUCAGAAACUUAGUUCCGGGUCGUAUAAAAUUGGGUCCAAGGUCAUUAAGAUUGCUUGGGCUUUAAACAAAGGUGUGAAAACAGAAUACAAACAAUUCUGGGAUGUGGAUCUUGGAGUAACAUAUAUACCAUGGGAAAAAGUUAAAGUGGAUGACUUGGAAGGUUUUGCAGAAGGAGGCAUGAUUGAUCAGGAAACUGUAAAUACUGAGUGGGAAAGUGUGAAAAGCUCAGAACCCGUUAAAGAGACGGUCCAGACAACUCAGAGCCCACCUCCAGUUGAAAAGGAGACAGUGGUCACAACCCAGGCAGAGGUUUUCCCUCCACCUGUUGCUAUGUUACAGAUUCCAGUAGCUCCAGCAGUGCCUACAGUUAGUUUAGUCCCACCAGCCUUUCCUGUGUCAAUGCCAGUUCCUCCUCCUGGAUUCAGUCCAAUUCCUCCACCGCCUUUUCUCCGUGCGAGUUUUAACCCUUCACAACCACCUCCUGGUUUCAUGCCACCUCCAGUUCCACCACCUGUUGUACCACCACCUACUAUUCCACCAGUAGUACCAACAUCUUUAGUGCAGCCGCCAUUAUCUAUGACUCCAGAAACUGUGAAAGAUGUUGGAUUUGGUAGCCUUGUUUUGCCAGGUGGUUCUGUUGCCAGCAGUCUUGCUACUUCCACUCUGCCAGCUGGAAGUGUUUUUAAUCCUCCAACUAAACAAGCAGAGCCUGAAGAAAAAGUACCUCAUCUUAUAGACCACCAGAUUUCUUCUGGUGAAAACACCAGAUCAGUGAUUCCAAAUGAUGUUUCAGGUGGUGCUGCGAUUUUAGGAGGACAGCCGCCAAAUGUGACGAACAAUUCUGGAAUUCUGGGAGUCCAAAGACCAAAUGUAUCAAGUAAUAAUGAAAUUCUUGGAGUCCGGCCAUCUAAUGUUUCCAAUAGUUCUGGGAUUAUUGGAGCCCAGCCACCAAAUAUUCUAAAUAACUCUGGAAUUUUGGGAAUACAGCCACCAAAUGUGUCGAGUAGUUCUGGACUUCUGGGCAUGCUACCCCCAAAUAUACCUAACAAUUCCGGACUUAUAGGAGUACAGCCACCCGGUGUUCCAAAUACUUCUGGACUUUUGGGAACACAGCCACCAGCUGGGCCUCAAAAUUUACCCCCUUUAAAUCUUUCUAAUCAAAGGAUGCCUGCAAUGCCAAUGUUAGACAUUCGUCCAGGACUAAUACCACAGACACCUGGACCAAGAUUCCCGUUAAUGCAGCCUGGAAUUCCACCUCAGCGGGGACUCCCUCCCCCAGCGGUACUUGAUGCAGCUCUUCAUCCACCACCCCGUGGUCCUUUUGCUCCAGGAGAUAUUUUUAGUCCACCUGAAAGACCUUUUCUAGUUCCUGGAAGACAAAGUGUAGACAAUGUUGCUAAUCCAGAAAAAAGGAUACCACUUGGGAAUGAUAACAUUCAACAGGAAGGAGAUAGAGAUUACCGGUUUCCUCCCAUAGAAACCAGGGAAACCAUUAGUAGACCUCCCCCGGUGGAUGUUAGGGAUGUGGUUGGACGGCCUGUAGAUCCAAGAGAAGGUCCUGGAAGGCCUCCAUUAGAUGGUAGAGAUCAUUUUGGAAGACCUCCUGUAGAUAUUAGAGAGAAUCUGGUGAGGCCAGGCAUAGAUCAUCUUGGUCGAAGAGACCACUUUGGCUUUACUCCAGAGAAGCCCUGGGGGCAUAGAGAUUUUGACGAGAGAGAGCAUCGGGUUCUGCCUGUCUAUGGUGGUCCAAAAGGCUUACAUGAAGAAAGAGGUAGAUUUCGGUCUGGAAACUACCGUUUUGAUCCUAGAAGUGGUCCUUGGAACAGAGGAUUUGGACAAGAAGUUCACAGAGAUUUUGAUGACCGCAGAAGACCCUGGGAGAGGCAAAGGGAUAGGGAUGACAGAGAUUUUGAUUUCUGCAGAGAAAUUAAUGGAAAUCGUUUUGGACGAGAUAGAAUUCAAAACACCUGGGUCCCCCCUCCUCAUGCUCGGGUUUUUGAUUUUUUUGAAGGGGCCACUUCUCAGCGAAAAGGUGAUAAUGUGCCUCAGGUUAAUGGUGAAAACACCGAGAGACAUGCUCAGCCACCACCUUUACCAGCGCAGAGUGAUCCUGAACUUUAUGAAAAACUGACAUCUUCAAGUGAAAUAAACAAGGAGAAGAGUGACACAGUUGCUGAUAUAGAGAGUGAACCAGUGGUAGAAAGCACAGAAACUGAGGGGACAUAAUCAUCACUCAGUAGGACAGAAUGACUCGGAAGAUAAUGGAGCUUCGAAGUCUAGCAGAAUAUGAAGUCCUUCCUCUUCGUGGAUCUCGUUUAAAUUUAAGGGGAAGAAGCCAAGCAGCCUGAGACAGUGAGGCAGUUAUCAGUCGCCAGCUCCCGGAUGACAGAAGAGAGGAGAAAGGAGAUUUUCAGAGCCCAGUUAUGUUAGACAUAUUAACAGAGGAAUCUAACGUGACAGAAGAAAAAAAAAGAGGAGAUUCUUGCCCCCGAGGGCAAAGCGUUCAGUUGCCACAGCACUGAACGGGGCUUUGCAAAAGGAGCUGGUAGACGGAUGCGCUAACAGCAGGUCUCCACCACUGCCUGUCAAUCACCCCUCUGUUCAGCUUGCCCCUGGGAUGAUGCUGGGGAGACACAAAAGUACCUCUAGCACUUCCUCAGGAUGGCUUGUUUCUCAUGACCUCAUCACAGUGAAAAGAAGAUGGAUUUCUCAACCACUUCCUCCUGCAGUAGGAGUUUGAAAAGUGCCGUGAAGUAGAUCGUGCAAGCUCCUGAAACAGCCGCUAAAAGAACCGUUUGUAUUCCGCCAAUGAUCUUCAGAAAGGAGAGAUGCAGCCUCCCUUGAAAAGGCUAUCCUCUGACUUCUCCAAAGUUAGCCUGACCCACUGGCAGAGAUGCCUGCCUACGCUGGGCUGGAGUCAGUGUGGUCUUUGUCUGUUUACUGGAUCCUGGGGCACUGGGAGCGAGGCUGCAUCGAGCCUGUUAGUUUGGGGCAUGAAGUAACAGAAAAGCACUUGGUGGAAGUAACCGUCACUGGGAUCCUCCUUCUCGCCGCCAAACAAGCUGUAAAAGUGAAUUUGAGCUCCGUGGAGAUAGGUAUUAAACGCAGUCUUGACUGGUAUUCCACUGUGUGUGUGUGUGUGUGUGUGUGUGUGUGUGUGUGUGUGUCUAAUGUCAUUUCUGGCAGGGCCCGGGCUGAGGCAGAGAGUUUACUUGGCAAGAAGAUUCUCUUUCCUCAGGUUUUGGGAAAGAGAAAAGAGAACAAAACCCCCCACAACUUCCAAAACAAACAGAAAA
Messenger RNA from Eubalaena glacialis (North Atlantic right whale), 5117 nucleotides. RefSeq names its product SR-related CTD associated factor 8 (gene SCAF8). Gene Ontology annotation, molecular function: RNA binding. The record is from RefSeq and is a predicted model, not a curated record. NCBI's taxonomy places the organism in Eukaryota, Metazoa, Chordata, Mammalia, Artiodactyla, Balaenidae. Bases 1 to 4047 code for a protein of 1348 amino acids. The transcript has 25 exons. Gene Ontology annotation, cellular component: nucleus.